GGAACUCAACAAAACAGGAAACUUUUGAAAGCCAAAAACGCUAAGAAAAGGCUGUUCGGGUUUCGACUUCAUCCCCCUCCCAAAAUCAUCAUCGAAAUUAGGGUUUUUUUAACGAAAAAGGAAGUCAAAGUCGAUUGAAAUCUUAGGGAAUGCGGCCGAAUUGCUGCCAUGUUUCGUUUGCUUUUGUUCUGAAGUUCUUGAAUUUUCUCCAAGCUUUCGUUGGAGUAUCGAUUAUUCUGUAUUCGAUAUGGAUGUUGGAUCGGUGGAACCAUCACGUUCCCAUUUCUCCGCCUCCUUCAGCGCCUUCGCCAGAGUCUUCUUUUUCGGUCCUCUUCAAUUCGAGACCGGAGAUUGGAGCUCAAGCAGCUAGGGUUUUCGACGAUUUCGCUGUCGGUUUGGUCUCCGGGUUGGAUAAUGGGGUCGGGUUUGACUUGAGCACCGUUAAGCUGCCUGCUCCCUGGUUCAUAUACUCUUUUAUGGGAGUGGGUAUUGUGCUAUGUUGCAUUACUCUCAUUGGUUGCAUAGCAGCUGAAUCUAUUAAUGGCUGCUGUCUUUGUUUCUAUACCAUUCUCAAAAUUGUUCUCAUUUUAAUAGAAGCUGCUUUGGUGGCAUUUAUUGCAAUUGACCGUAGGUGGGAGAAGGAUCUUCCAUUUGACCCAACUGGAGAACUUGAUAGCUUCCGAUCCUCUGUCGAAGACAACAUCGAUAUAUGUAGAUGGGUUGGCAUCAGUGUGGUCAUAAUUCAGAUGAAGAUUUACUGAAGUUCAAUUUACGGUCAUAAGGAUUUAUGAAUUUUAUAAGAAUGGUACUAUGCAAUGAUCUUCUGACCUUGUUUUGCACUUUCUCUAUUGUGAAAAGUUUUUUAUUUGGAUUCACAAUUGUUCUUUUUAAUGCCGGCACUAAACUGUGCCUUGGUUAUAUUACCCUUGGCUUCUGCUCAACCCAUGAUUGGAUGGAUGGGUGGAUUGUUGAUGUGUAUCUCAGAAAAUGAAUUAAUAUUGUAAUUUAGUUAGCUGUUUGCUAUAUUGACAAUUGUAAGUUGAAAUGGUGGGAGGCUGGGAUUGAUGUAGUUUUUGGUUCAAAUCUUACCAAAUAUUUGUGGGAAAGAUUUGAAAAUUAGGACAACAUCUUUGCAGCAUAUUACUAGUUGGAUGGAAAAUUAAUUAUUCGACCUGAUGAAAUACUUAGUCUAUUUUCCUUAUUGAGAUGAUAAAGUUACAACUGAUGAUAUAUGGGAUGAUAAGCAGAUAUCACCUUUACUCAUCUAUAACUUCAUUGUAGCUUAAAAUAUACUAACUUUUGUGUUUUUUUAAUUAUAAUUCACUUGUUCUUUAGUAUUUGACUGUUAAAUUUGACACAAAACAUAGAACGACCUUCAUUAAAAAUAUAAGGAUCCAUCUUUGGAAUGUAUUUAUACAUUUCAUUUACAUGAAAUUUGAAUUAUGAGGAGGGAAAGGAAUUCUUCGGGCAAUUGCGAAAUGCGUAGCUUCUUGUUUUAUGAAAAUACUUUUUAGUUAAUAUCUAUGGUAAUUAAAUUCAAUGGCAAGAUGAAAAAAAAUCUUGUUUUCUAUUAGCAAAUAAAAGAUAAGAUCUCUUCUUUUCUUUUUUAA
This is a messenger RNA of Durio zibethinus, 1610 nucleotides long. Its product is annotated as tetraspanin-20-like. Lineage: Eukaryota; Viridiplantae; Streptophyta; Magnoliopsida; Malvales; Malvaceae. The record is from RefSeq and is a predicted model, not a curated record. Gene Ontology annotation, cellular component: membrane.